Scylla paramamosain (green mud crab) is the source of this 3766-nucleotide messenger RNA. Its product is annotated as venom phosphodiesterase-like. The record is from RefSeq and is a predicted model, not a curated record. Lineage: Eukaryota; Metazoa; Arthropoda; Malacostraca; Decapoda; Portunidae. The transcript has 15 exons. Gene Ontology annotation, molecular function: nucleic acid binding; hydrolase activity; metal ion binding. The coding region runs from base 444 to 2450 and encodes 668 amino acids. Gene Ontology annotation, cellular component: striated muscle dense body; sarcoplasmic reticulum; I band.
UGGGCGAGCAGAUGAGAUAAAGAGGGACAGUGUUUGAAGGGUGCAGUGUGUGCUGCAGCCUUAUUUAACCUGGAUUUUCGCUGAAUAAGACUGUGGCACAGGCUAUGGCUACCUGCGUGUAAUGGUGCAAGCUUGGUGCCAGCCUGGAGGUGCCUGGGAGGGCAGGGAGCUGCUCAUGAGGGCCAGCAAGACACACAAUAUUGGUCAUUCUACUGGUGGUGGUGGUGGUGGUGGUGGCGGCGGUCGGGGGACGUUCAGCCACACUCCACCCCCAUCCCCCUCCCACCCUCCCCGCCUACCUGGACCCGAGCACCUGUCCUCCCACCUACGAGGAACACCCACUGGUGCUAAUAUCUCUGGAUGGCUUCCGUGUGGAGUACCUUCGUCGCGGCCUGACCCCGACGCUGCAGGUGCUGAGGAAUAAAGGAACCAGCGCUCCCUACAUGAAACCUUCCUUUCCUACCAUCACCUUCCCCAACCAUUACACUCUUGUCACAGGGAUGUACCCAGCGGCCCACGGGAUCAUCGCUAACAAAUUCUACGACCCGAGCUUCGAUGCGGAGUUCCGUGUGGGGCGGGCAGAGUUUUUCAAGAAGCGGUGGUGGGGAGGGGAGCCUCUCUGGUCCACCGUGCAGAGACAGGGGAAGAAGGCAGCCACGUUCUUCUGGCCAGGGUCCGAGGUGGAGGGCCACAACCCCACCUACUGGUACUACUAUAAUGAAUCCGUGCCUCUCACUAAUCGAGUAGAUAAGGUCCUGUCUUGGCUAGAGUUGCCGCCGAACACCCGCCCUUCCUUCGUCACCCUGUACAUGCAUGACCCGGACUCCACUGGCCACGACUACGGUCCCGAGUCCCCCCAGAUGAACGCCAAACUGGUGGAACUGGACGAGGUAAUAGCGCAGUUGGUGGAGGGACUGAAGGAGCGAGGUCUUCUCUCGUGCGUCAACCUUUUCAUCGUGGCGGAUCAUGGGAUGGCAGACGCGGGGCAGGAGAGACUUAUUGACCUCAGUACAUACCUGCCUGCCUUGCCUGAGCGUGCGAGGGUCUGGGGUGGUGGGUUUGCGAGGUUUGGCCCCAGUGAUGACAGUCCAGAAAAUAAGGAGGCGAUGAUGCGAGCCCUGGCCUGCAAGAGGGACGAGAUGCGGGUAUACGAGAGAGAGCUUCUGCCCGUCAGGUGGCACAUGGGGGCGCAGAAGAGGGUGGAGUCCGUCGUGGUGGAGGUGGAUCCAGGAUACACUGUCGGGGGUGACUCAACAUUCAAAGCAGACGAGGGAGAGCAUGGAUACGAUGACCACUUCCCCUCAAUGAACGCCCUGUUUCUUGGUUACGGCCCAGAUCUCGCCAGAAGCAAAGAAGUGGAGGCCUUCCAGAAUAUAGAGUUGUACAAUCUAAUGUGCCACCUGUUGGGAGUCACGCCCGCGCCAAACAACGGAACGUGGGGGGCGCUGCAUCAUCUCCUAGCACGUCCCCCGCCGCCCCCGCCGCCUUCCGCCUCCCUUGUGCCUGUCCUGCCGCCGGUGUCCCGCGUGCCAGAGCUGCCAGAGGACACCACAGGCAGUCCAUCCCAGUGCGAGGGGGACGUCCGGGGUGCGGGGGCGUGGCUGGAGCUGCUGAGGGAGGCGCAGAAAGAGGAAUCAGAUAUCCUUGAUUUCCACGUACCCUGGGGAACGCCACAGGGACAUGCUGAGGACACCGUAUUGUUACUGCAGCCUGAUUCUGUGACAGGUUACUCCCCCCGUGUCAGACUACCACUGUGGACCAGCUUCGGCGUGCGCAGGGUGAGGCACGCGCAGGAGGAGGCUGGGGAGUGGAGGAGUGACCCAAGGUUACCUAGUAAAGACGCCCCCAGCUGCCCCUCCUACGGGACUGUGACGGGUUUCAAUGUUUCCAGGCAUCCUUUGUUUCCUCCAGAGUUUAGCUGCAAAGAUUGCCAGCAGCUUCCAUACUUGAUGAGCAACGCGGUGCCCUUAACUGACCAGGUGGCGCGGCGCUGGAGGGAGCUGCUGUCCUUCGUGGGGCACUGGGCUCUCCUACUGGGCCCCCUCAACGUGGUGGCUGGCCCUGUCAUGGAUUACAACGCUGACAGUCUGGCUGAUGACCUGGGCGAGCUUGGGCGGAGUGGCGAGCUGGUGGUUCCGUCUCACAUAUUCCUGGUGGUGAGUCGAUGCGUGGCUCCUGUGUCCUCUCUCUCCCACUGCCCCCAUGAUAAGCUGGAUGUGGAGGCCUUUGUGUUCCCUCAGUUCAUCCCCGUCACUAACUGCCUGGAAAGCGCUAGGUUCAUGCAGGAGUACAGCGCGAAGGUCGGGGACGUGGAGGGCAUCACCGGGCUUCAGUUCUUCCCUAAUCUUGACUACUACCAGCGCGUAAGACUCAAGACCCGCAUGCACUCCAACGCUUGGGGUCACGAGAGCUACGCCAACAGAUUACUUGACAACUUCUUGCACCCUUGAAGUAGCGAAGAGGAAGAAGAGGAGUGAGACGGGGGAUGUGGAAGAGGACGAAGGCGAGGAAUGGGAAGGAAGAGGAUGCAGAAGACGAAGAUAGACUGGAGAAGAGUGUAAAAUAAGACGAAAUUGGAAGAAAGAUGCAGAAAAUGAAGACAGAAAGAUUGGGAAGAUGAAGAGGGCGUAGAAAAGACGAGGACUGGAAGAAGAAAGAUGUAGGAAAUGAAGAGGAUAAGAAGGAAGACAUUUGGGUAGAUGAAGAAGGCAGAAGAGGGCGAAGGUAGGAAGAAAGAAGAGAGGGAAGAUGAAGGAAAGAAGGAGGAAGAGGAAGAUGAAGACGAAGGGGAUUAAGUAAAAAGGCUACCCAUAUCAAUAUUUUUUCUAGUAAUCUAGUGCGGGGAUAGUAGUAGUAGUAGUAGUAGUAGUAGUAGGAGGAGGAGGAGGAGGAGGAAGAGAUGUAAUUAUAAAGAAGAAAAAUUACAAAAAAAAAGAAAAGAAAAAAAAAGAAAGGAAAAUGAUAGAGACGAAUAAAAAUGGAGGGGGAGAUAGAGAAGAAGAAAUGUAUUAUAAUAGAAAGACAAAAGAUGGAAAUAAGAGUAUAAAGAACAGAGAGAGAGAGAGAGAGAGAGAGAGAGGGGGGGGGGGGAUGUAAGACUCAUAAUCACAGCAAACCCAGUACAGGUAUUUAAUAUCACACUGCUAUCAUCUUCACCUUGUCAGUCUAUCAUAGCUACUUAGGUGUAAAUAUAAUAGUCAAUAUAUAUAUAUAAAGUACUUGGAUGUAGAGGAGAGAGAGAGAGAAAAAAAAAAAAAAAGCUAGCGUUUAAAAAAAAAAAAUAAUAAAUAAAUAAAUGAAAAUCCGUCCCUUUGUGAAUGUUACUUUAGAAACACUGAAUUAUUGUAUAUUAUUAUCUAUACUGAUAGUUGGGUUACUUUGUAUUACAUGUGUUUGUGGAGUGUUUGUUGAUGUACUGUAAACGUAAGUACCUGUAGCCUGUCUGUGAUUGUAGAACGUAAAUAAUCAUUGUAUAUUUGUAGCAUGAUUACCCAUUUUACUGUAAUAUAAUCUUUUUGAACAUGCGCUUUACAUUACAUCCUCGCAAAAAUUAAUGAUCUUUAGAGACCGGAUUGUUUGAUAAUGAAGACGUUGAGUUAAUGUUUUGUUAAUUCGUGUUAGCCUGGUGGGCAGAGCUUAAGAACAUUAUUUUAUUUAUUUUUUUCCUGCUUGUCUUUGUUCAUUCGUUUGCGACAGAAUGAGCGGAGCUUGAACUUUUUCUGUGUCUGUCUUCUAAGUCCGUUUCCUAAAUUAAUGUGAAAAGAUU